Mycena citricolor is the source of this 512-nucleotide messenger RNA. NCBI's taxonomy places the organism in Eukaryota, Fungi, Basidiomycota, Agaricomycetes, Agaricales, Mycenaceae. The record is from the annotation of a GenBank genome assembly.
CGAGAUGCAAGUGGCAGUGCGAUUCGACACCUACUGGGACCGAUUACUGAUGUCAUCAACAUCAUGAUUGGGUCACCUGACGACUGGACAGUUUUAUCGCUGUGACGGUGACGACUUGUAACUCUCUCUCUUCAAGCAACAUGGGAAAAGUCCACGGAUCCCUCGCCCGUGCUGGAAAGGUCAAGCAGCAAACACCAAAGGUCGAGAAGCAGGAGAAGAAAAAGACGCCCAAAGGCCGUGCAAAGAAGCGGAUCCUGUAUAACCGCCGCUUCGUUAACGUCACCACUCUCCCUGGCGGCAAGCGCAGAAUGAACCCCAACCCGGAGAAGUAAACGCUUUACCCCUCCCGAGGUCGAUGUGGAAGGGAUGGCUGUUGUGCUUGGGCUCUUUCUUUAUCUCGCUUUGCUUACUCACUAUAUGUGCUUCUAUUAUGCAUGCCCAAACAUCGACCUAUGCAUCACCACUUGUCUUGUCGCAUUCUGUACUACUAUACAUAUCGCAGGAGAGCAUGC